Ilex paraguariensis (yerba mate) is the source of this 1494-nucleotide messenger RNA. Lineage: Eukaryota; Viridiplantae; Streptophyta; Magnoliopsida; Aquifoliales; Aquifoliaceae. The record is from the annotation of a GenBank genome assembly.
GAAUUCGAACAAUUCACAUUCGAAUCCCUCCUCCUAAUACAUCCAGAAAGUGAGAGGCAGUCUACAGUCGGUCUACAUAUCACAAAGCCACAUCCCAGAUGAUGCCACUGAGCCCCAUCACCCAAACACCUAUCCCUACUAUGCUUCCUUGGCAACCCAAAAUUCUAAUGACCCGUAUCAGAAAACCCAUAUCACUGCCGGUGGUGUCUUCUCCUUCCUUUUCUGUUCGCUCUUCCUUUUCUCUCUGUGACCGACCCCUCAGAUAUGCAGUGCUUGGAGCUGGCUUUGCUGGGUUGUCUGUAGUUUGGCAUUUGUUGCAACACAGUAUUAAGGAUCUUUGGAUUGACAUCUAUGACGAAGUUGGCAUCGGUGGAGGUGCAUCUGGAGUGUCUGGAGGGCUCCUUCAUCCAUAUUCCCCAAAAGUUAAGCUUCUUUGGCUGGGUGAAGAUUGCUGGAAAGAGAGUUUGAAGCUUUUAAGCGUUGCUGAAGCAGCAGCAUGUUCCAGGGAGUUCAACUUGGAAACUCGAAAAAUUGCUCAAGGUUCCGACAGUUUCCUAGUACGGAGAAGAGGUAUCCUUAGACCAGCUGUCAGCUUGAAGAAUAUGGAUGUAAUGAAUGAUAAUUCUCAGAACUGCCUUGCCAGUUGCAGAAUAGAGUCCAUUGAUAAGGAUGCAGCCCAAAAUCUCGUGCCCAAUUUAUGUGUACCUUUAAACUUGGCCUUUUACAUGCCCGAAGCUGUGAAUGUUCAUCCAAAAAGCUAUCUGGAGGCACUCUACUCAGCUUGUGAAAUUCUAGUGAGAAACAUGUCCACUUCCAGUUCUGGUAGAAAAGUUUUAUGUUUGCAUAAGAAAUCUGUGGGCAAUCUCCUUGAACUGGCAGGGGAGUACGAUGCAGUAAUUGUUUGUCUAGGUGCCAGAACAGCAUUUCUACCUGAGCUCUCUGGGAGACUUCCUUUAAGGACAUGCAGAGGUGUCUUAGCUCACCUGCAACUCCCUGAUGACAGUGGGGAACAUUAUCCAGAACAUGGCCCCUCAAUCUUGUCAGAUGCGUGGCUUGCUGUACAGGGGCCCCAGAAUCUACAUUUGGGUUCGACAUGGGAAUGGAACUCAAGAAAUUAUUCCCCGGAUGUCUCCAGUGAUGAAGCUUCAAAAGCGAUGGACGAGCUUAUACCGAAAGCAUCAGCCAUAUUCCCAGGAAUAAAGAGUUGGGCCUUCGCUGGAGCACGUGCAGGUCUAAGGGCAAUGCCACCACUCACUUUUCAUGGAUCACUUCCGCUUUUGGGUUGUAUAGAUGAUUUUGUAGGGGGAAAUCAUGGUGGUAAAUUCUGGUUAUUUACAGGACUUGGUUCAAGGGGUCUGUUGUACCAUGGUUGGCUUGGGAAAAUAAUGGCACAAGCUGUGCUUUCCUGUGAUGAAACUUUGAUACCUCCUGAACUAACCUCUUGGAAGAAGAAGCAAUAGUUUAACAAAAAAUUACUAUUCAAUACCACGUUUC